Molecule: messenger RNA, 761 nt
Organism: Eutrema salsugineum
Lineage: Eukaryota; Viridiplantae; Streptophyta; Magnoliopsida; Brassicales; Brassicaceae
Product: zinc finger protein 11
Exons: 2
Coding region: 126-761 (211 amino acids)
Source: RefSeq, a predicted model, not a curated record
GACUCCAUACAACACAGUAACUCCUCCAUAGCUAUUCUUCCUCAGAUACUCAGCAAACGUAAAGCUCAAAGGAUCCUCUAUCUAUCUACGGAAAGCAUCAUCAUUCAUCACUUACGUUGGAGAAUAUGAAGAGGACACAUUUGGCAAGUUUCAGCAGCAGAAAUAAAACCCAAGAAGAUGUAGAAGACACUAACGGUGACAACAGAAUUUCCAUGAAUCACUACAAGAACUACGAAGCUGGGCUGAUCCCAUGGCCUCCCAAGAACUACACUUGCAGCUUCUGUAGAAGAGACUUUAAAUCUGCUCAAGCACUUGGAGGCCACAUGAAUGUCCACAGAGAAGACAGAGCAAAACUCAGACAGAUCCCUUCUUGGAUCUUUGAACCUCACCACCAAAUACCUAUUUCUAACCCUAACCCUAAGUUAAACUCUUCUUCCUCUUCAACACCACCAGAUCAUCUUGAGCCUUCCCUAGCCAUCCAGAGAUACAAAACAACUCCUUUUUCUUCUACCCGGUUUGGUCUUUUGGAAAAUACUACUAGCUAUGGAGGUUUGAUGAUGGAAAGAGAGAAGAGCAAGAGCAAUGUAUGUGGCAGAGAGAUCAAGAAGAGUGGAAUGGUUGCCUGUCAUACUCCAAGAAGUGAGAUAAGUCGUGGAGAUAUGAUGAACAAGAGAGAUGAAGUCACUGGGUUGGAGCUUGGGAUGGGUUUGAUAAAUACAAAACAAGUUCUCGAUUUGGAGCUUCGACUUGGCUACCUUUAA